Messenger RNA from Penicillium psychrosexuale, 1470 nucleotides. Its product is annotated as catalase. Gene Ontology annotation, cellular component: cytoplasm; peroxisome; mitochondrion. The record is from RefSeq and is a predicted model, not a curated record. Gene Ontology annotation, biological process: hydrogen peroxide catabolic process; response to hydrogen peroxide. The coding region runs from base 1 to 1470 and encodes 489 amino acids. The transcript is spliced from 7 exons. NCBI's taxonomy places the organism in Eukaryota, Fungi, Ascomycota, Eurotiomycetes, Eurotiales, Aspergillaceae. Gene Ontology annotation, molecular function: heme binding; catalase activity.
AUGCCGAACCAUUUUACCUUGGCUGAAGGUCAACCAGUUGCGGAUCCAUCCGUCAGCACUACGUUGCCUACCUUUGGCGGUGGUGGCCUCACAACAUUGGGUGACACGCUUCUCAUUGAGACACUUUCGCAUUUCAACCGCGAACGUAUCCCUGAAAGAGUCGUCCAUGCUAAAGCCGCGGGUGCAUGGGGAGAAUUUGAGGUCACAAACAACAUUUCUUCUCUCACGUCGGCCAAGUUCCUCAGUGGUGUUGGAAAGAAAACCCCCGUUCUAUUCCGUCUAAGCAAUACUGGCGGUGACAGGGGCAGUGCGGACACUGUUCGCGAUGUGCGAGGCUUUGCUGUCAAAUUCUUUACGGAGGAAGGUAAUCAUGAUAUUGUAGGGAACCACAUUCCGGUAUUCUUUGUUCGCGAUCCUAUCAGAUUUCCUUCUCUCAACAGGAGCCAUAAGAGACAUCCUGCCACCAACAGGCCGGAUUGGCCCAUGUUCUGGGAUUUCCACUCAAACCAACCGGAAAGUGUCCAUGCUCUGAUGCACCUUUUUGGCACUCGGGGUAUUCCUGAUUCCAUCCGUCGAGUGACAGGUUUCGGUGUACAUACCUUCAAGAUGGUGUCAGCUGAUGGUGGCUUCCGCUACUGCAAGUUCCACUUCCGACCGACUCAGAAUAUCACACACUUUUCUGGUCAGGAAGCUACUCGCAUGGCUGGUGCAAACGCCGACUUCCACAAUCAGGAUUUGUGGGAUGCUAUUGCUCGGGGAGACUUACCGGUCUGGAAACUUUACGUGCAGGUCAUAGAGCCCGAGCAGGCUGAAACCUACGGCCGUGCUCUGUUUGAUAUUACCAAAGUUUGGCCCCACAAGGACUUCCCCUUGAUCGAAGUUGGUCAAAUGACUCUCAACAGAAAUCCCGAGAAUUAUUUUGCCGAGAUCGAGCAAGCCGCAUUUUCGCCUUCUAACAUGGUGCCUGGGAUUACAAUGACACCCGAUCCUAUGUUGCAGGCACGUAUGUUCGCUUACCCCGACGCUCAACGAUACCGUCUGGGGGUGAACUACACACAGCUUCCUCCAAACCGUGCAAUAUGCCCUGUAUAUGCGCCAUUCGAGCGCGACGGCACGGGAACUAUAACCCGGAACUAUGGCGGUGACCCGAACUAUGUACGGAGCUCACUAGGCACUGGUAUUCCUAGCCAGGUUGUUCCCAACGUGCGACACGCUGAGCGCAUCGCGCAUAACGCUGUCCUCGGCCAGAAUGAGAUUCUAGUUGAUGAUGAGGAUUUCAUUCAGCCCCGAGAGCUGUGGAAUAGGGUCUUUGAUGAGCCCGAGAGAAGGGAGUGGGUGUCAAAUGUUUCUGAGACUUUGGAAGAAGUGCCUGAUCAGCUUAAGGAUGCUGUCAUUGCCAUGUUCAGCAAGGUGGAUCCUCGUAUUGGCCAAUUGUUAAACGAUAAGGCCAAGAACAGUGCGCGUCUUUAG